Messenger RNA from Alligator mississippiensis (American alligator), 3158 nucleotides. RefSeq names its product IQ motif containing with AAA domain 1 (gene DRC11). Lineage: Eukaryota; Metazoa; Chordata; Crocodylia; Alligatoridae. The coding region runs from base 120 to 2699 and encodes 859 amino acids. The transcript is spliced from 20 exons. The record is from RefSeq and is a predicted model, not a curated record. Gene Ontology annotation, molecular function: ATP binding; ATP hydrolysis activity; protein binding.
CUGUUCUGCCUUUCCCUUGCUCUAGUUAACACAAGGAUUGCUCCCUCCUUGCACUCUUGGGAACAUUAGCCUUCAUGCAGGAGAAGAGGAGAUUGUAGAAACUAAGCACUUACAAUAAGAUGUGGGCAGAAGCCCAGGAAGGCCUCAACAAUCUGCUCCAGACAGAGACAGAAGAUAAGUCCCCAAAGCCACUGAAAGAUCACCCUAUAGUGUUCCAAAUGUUAGCCACUUUCUACGUCAAGUAUGUGCAAAUCUUCCAUAACUUGGAAACUGCCUAUGACCAGAUUGUUCAUCCACAAAAACGGUUAGUGAUUCGGCAAGUCUUGGAAGGAGUGAUGGGCCGUAUCCUGGAGCUGAAAAAUGAAAUGGUCGAGUUGGAGAACUCAGAAUUCCAUUACUUUGAUGAUAUCCUGCAGGAUCAGAAACUGUGCCCUGAGCAUAUAGAAAUCCCUAUCCCAAGGUACUUUAUUAAGGAAAAACUCAAGGUCCUGAAGGAGAGGGAGAAAAUCCUUGCUCAGAUUUUAGUUAAUGCUGGAUUGCAAGACAUUGAACCGAAGAAACAUAUAAAGGUCAUGACUUUUGAAGAAGCCAUUAGAAUCAUCCAGAUCUCUGAGCGGGCUCGGCAAGGUCGCCUAAGGGCUGAAUUCAUGAAACAAAUCUACCUGGAAGAAAAGAGAGAAAGACAAGCUAGACUCCAUAGUGGGAAAAGUCCAAAUCUGGAUGCUUCUGCAGUUUGUAUUCAAAAGGUUUGGCGUGGUUAUAUCCAGAUGAAGAGAACUGAGAAAAUUAGAGAAGAGGAAAUGAUAUUUCUGGGAAUGAGCCCACCUCCACAUUUCCAUAGAAUUAGUGCUUCAUUAAUGCAAGCCCAGAGAGUGGAAGCCAUGAGAUGUGAGGUCCAGGAGAAGCAUGAGGAAGAGUACAAGAAAGCUCUGGUAGCCAUCAAGAACCGUUUGAGAGAAAUGGAGGGUCCUGAUAUCAAGGAAAGUCUCCAAGAGCAGAUACGCCAAUGGUUCAUUGAGUGCCGGCACAUUACAGGCAAGUUUCCUGACUACCCUGAUGAAGAGGAUGGAGGUUCAAUUGUUAUUUUUUCUCAGAAAACCCCAGAACAGGUUGCUGCUGAACUGGCUGCUAAAGAAGAAGAACUACAGAAAAAAUCCAAAGACAAGGGGAAAAAGGGGAAAAAAGAAAAGGAGAAAAAGAAGAAAGGGAAAGAAAAAGGAAAAGAGAAACAAGAAAAGAAGGCUAAUGAAGAAAAGGAAGGUUGGAAAAUGGCUCCUAGUAAUUUUCUUCCUAUAAUGGAAGAAGGAAACAACUGGUACAAAGUGUUAUUGGUUCCUAUUUACUGCACCUUGCCUACCUCAUUUGCAACUAGCCCUCAGUACAUUUUACUACCUUACAAGAUAGAUGUUUGGCAGCACAGAGAGGAGGGAUGGAAUUUUCAUCAGGAGUAUGACCCAGAACUAGUCAAAGAAGAAAAGCGGAAAGAAGUGAAGGAAGAAAUCAGAGUGCAGGUUGAUGAGCUCAUGAGACAGGAACUGAAGAAUUUAAAACUGGCAGUAGACAGAGAGAAGGACAAGAAGAAAAGAAGUGGAAAGAAGAAAAAGAAAAAAGGGACGAAGGAUGGAAAGAAGAAAAAAUCUAAGAAAGAGAAAGAUCUAACUCCUGACAGAACCAUCGAUUCUCUCUACAAAGAGCUAGUAGAAGGAGGAUUAUUAAUAAAGCCGAAGACUGUGAAACUCUCCGAUUAUGUUGGCGAGUACAGCUAUCUGGGGACUACACUUCGUCAGGUAGAUAUAGAGCCAAUGCCCUCUCUCGCAGAUGUCAGACAGCUAAUAGCACUGUAUGGAAUACUGCCAUUAGGCUCUCAAGCACUACAUGAGAAGUCUCCACUGGUGAAAGCUCUCCUGCUAGCUGGUCCUGCAGGAGUAGGAAAGAAAAUGCUAGUCCAUGCUCUCUGCACAGAAACAGGAGCCAACCUCUUCAACUUGUCUGCCUCUAACAUUGCAGGAAAAUACCCAGGCAAGAGUGGCCUGCAAAUGCUGCUCAACAUGGUAUUUAAGGUGGCUAAGCAACUGCAGCCUUCAGUCGUGUGGAUUGGAAACACAGAAAAAACGUUUUACAAAAAAGUGCCGAAGGCUGAAAAAGAGAUGGAACCUAAGCGUUUGAAGAAGAAUCUCCCCAAAAUUCUAAAAAGUUUGAAAGCAGAGGACAGAGUGCUGAUUGUGGGGACCACCACCCGACCCUUUGAUGCUGACCUCAGACCCUUCUGCAAAGUGUAUAAAAAAAUCAUACUGAUUCCCAGGCCAGACUAUGCUUCAAGAUUUGCCUUAUGGAAACACAUCAUUCUGCAGAAUGGAGGCUCUCUGUCCAAAUCACCAACCAUUAGUUGCCUGGCAAAAAUGUCUGAUGGUUUCACCCAGGGACACAUUAUCUAUGCAGCGCAAACUAUCCUCAGCGAACGACGCAUCAGGCAGUUGAACAGAAAACCACUAACAGCUGUUGAGCUCAUGGGUGCCCUGGCCAGGCAGGACCCAGUAUACAAAGAGGAAGAAGAUAUGUUCAAGGCUUGGUAUGCCAAGACACCCUUGGGAAAAGCACGAGCCAAAGCACUAAUGGAAGGUGAGGAACCAGGAAAGGCAAAAGGAAAAGGAAAGGAUAAAAGAAAAAAGAAAGGAGAAAAGAAAGGAAAAAAGAAGUGAUUUCCUAGAUGAGACUCCUCAAAGAACACAUCGACAAUCACCAAUCCAUGUUUCUAAGGAGGAGGUUAAAAAGAGAAAAGAGGUGAAACCAAAUCCCAAGUGUGUGUGUGACUUCACCGAAGAAUUUAUUUCUAAAUGUAUCCUAGAGAAAAAGUUACAGUAUGAAAUAACACACCAGUGUGACUUUUAACUCUCAGGAUAAAGAGUUAAUGACCACUGAAUUUCUCAAGCAUCACUGAUUUUAACAGGUUAGGGUUUUUGUUUUUUUAAUUACUUAAAACUGUAUCAGUCCAUCAAUAUUUAGUCAAAACUCCUCAUUUAUUUCAAUGAGGAAUUCUGUUUAAAAAUUGAUGUCACAUUAAAGUUCCUCAAUUAUUUUAAACUGUAUACUUUCUAAAACUAACCCUUUUACAUACUUGUGUGUCUAAUAUAUUAUAAUUCCCAAUAAACCAGUUAAAA